AGGGUGAGGUUUGGAGCUGAAUGUGAAUCAGCACAGCCCAAUCCAGAGGGGAUGAGAUCGGUUCAAAGGACCUGGGCUCCUGUGAGUGACCUGGAGCAAGCUGCUUUAGCUGCCCCGGCUCUCAGCUCCUCCAUCUGGGAGGGAUCCCGGCAUCCCGUCUAAAACCCGUCCCAGCUCAGUCUUCAAAGAAGCUGAUAGCCCUGCUCACCUGGAGGCGACCUACUGCCAGCUUCAUCCAGCUGCUCCCUAUCCCCCCCUGCGCGAGACCCGAGCCCUCCGAAAGCACACGUGGGGCACAGCGAGUGCACCGGGGCCCAGGGACCUGUGAGCUCAGCUCAUCAGCCAGCCAGAGAAGAUGGACACCUUCAGCACCAAAAGCCUUGCCCUGCAGGCUCAGAAGAAGCUCCUGAGCAAGAUGGCCUCCAAGACCAUGGCAAACGUCUUCAUCGAUGACACAAGCAGUGAGGUCCUAGACGAGCUGUACCGUGUCACCAAAGAGUUCACCCGCAACCGCAAGGAAGCCCAAAAGAUUAUCAAGAACCUGAUCAAGAUUGUCAUGAAGCUGGGUGUGCUGUACCGCAACGGGCAGUUCAAUGCUGAAGAGCUGCUGCUGAUGGAGCGCUUCCGCAAGAAGGUGCAUACCUUGGCCAUGACCGCCGUCAGCUUCUACCAGAUAGACUUCACCUUUGACCGCAGGGUCAUGUCCAGCGUGCUGAACGAGUGCCGUGACCUGCUCCACCAGGCUGUCAACACCCACCUGACAGCCAAGUCCCACUCCAGGAUCAACCACGUCUUCAACCACUUUGCGGACUACGAGUUCCUGUCGGCGCUGUACGGCCCCUCUGAGCCCUACCGCACCCACCUGCAGAGGAUCUGUGAAGGGGUCAACAAAAUGCUGGAUGAGGAUAACAUAUGACUGAGCAAAGGCAAGGCAUGGGAGUGACUGUCCAGCUUUUGGCCCUUUCUUCCAGCCAAAUCCUCCAGGCUGAAUGCUUGUCAAUGGCAAGGCGUCCAUGGAUUUCAAUGGCAUCGGGCUAUAUGACUGUCUUUCUCUGUGGUGCUAAGUAUCUUGCUUAUUCCCUUUUCUUUGUUAUAAAGACCAAGAGGUGUUCCCUUUC
Messenger RNA from Alligator mississippiensis (American alligator), 1118 nucleotides. RefSeq names its product TNF alpha induced protein 8 like 1 (gene TNFAIP8L1). The transcript has 3 exons. Gene Ontology annotation, biological process: regulation of apoptotic process; negative regulation of TOR signaling. The coding region runs from base 356 to 916 and encodes 186 amino acids. The record is from RefSeq and is a predicted model, not a curated record. Gene Ontology annotation, cellular component: cytoplasm. NCBI's taxonomy places the organism in Eukaryota, Metazoa, Chordata, Crocodylia, Alligatoridae.